UCUUCGCUGCUUCACAGCACUCAGCACUGUCAGAGUCAGCUGAUUCGGAUGAGCCAACACCAUCGUUUAUAUUCUAUUCUACCCUACGCAAAACGCAACAAUACAAAACAAACAACACCAGCGAACUUGGUUGUCACGGCUGUCAGUUUUCGCAUCUCUCUCCUUUCGUGUAGCGCCAAGAAUUUGCCGAGCGGCGCUGCAACAAAAGCCCUUGAAGAAGAAUAAUGUCGCGUGUUGUCUGUGGUGGAGCCGCGCCGGCCAGGGAUGCGAGCGACGAAGUGCAAAAUGUUUGUGAUCGGGUGAAACCCCGGGUGGAGCAGAUUUUGGGCACCAGUCUCACACAGUACCGGGCGCUCAAGUACAGACCGCAAACGGUUGCUGGCAUCAACUACUUUGUGAAGGUGGACACGGGCAACGGGAAUUUUCUGCAUCUGCGGAUUUACAAGAAUCUGAAAGGGGAAGUGGAACUGAGCGGACUGCAGGAAGGAAAGACUGAGUUGGAGGAAAUCGAAUAUUUUGAGCGCCACCUUAACUUUGACUAAUAAUAAAAUGAUGCUCUA
Molecule: messenger RNA, 560 nt
Organism: Cloeon dipterum
Lineage: Eukaryota; Metazoa; Arthropoda; Insecta; Ephemeroptera; Baetidae
Product: cystatin-A-like
Exons: 3
Coding region: 225-542 (105 amino acids)
Cellular component (GO): cytosol
Molecular function (GO): cysteine-type endopeptidase inhibitor activity
Source: RefSeq, a predicted model, not a curated record